UGUGCAUGUUGCAGACAAAGCAAACAGAUCACUGAUCCUAGAACACAAAGAUUUGAAGUCCCUCAUGAACAUGUGGGAUCUUUCACUGGAUCUGCAGCCUCCAAUUUAAACUACAAAGUGGAUGUGAAGCAGAACCCCUUUGGCAUCGUGGUGACGAGAGUGAGCAACGGUAGAGUGCUGGUGUGGUUUCAAUUCAAGCAUAUAUUCCUGAUGCUGUGUGGUAUGAGUAUGAUACGGGAGCAAAAAUUUCAGUGAGAAAAGAAUGGACUGAUAUGUACCUGCCAGCUGACAAAAUGGGACUCCAUUUGCGAGGAGGCUACGUCUACCCUACUCAACAACCAGCUAACACAACAGUUGCCAGCCGCAAGAAUCCAAUGGGACUUAUAAUUGCUCUGGAUGACAAUAAUGCCGCUUCUGGGAACUUGUUCUGGGAUGAUGGAGAAUCUACAGGUACAAUUGACAGUAAAGCCUACAUUUACUAUGAGUUCACUGUUUCCAGUAGGCAAUAUCUUGUUUCCUGUAAGUCAACAUCUGAGGAGACUUCCAAGAACAUGCUGAAUUUAAGAUGCAUCCUGUUAUCCCAUCUCUACAUAUUAAUGUAUGUGGCACAUGCCUAUCCAUGGCAGCACCAUGAUCUGCCCUAUGCUCCAUGA
Messenger RNA from Pezoporus flaviventris, 653 nucleotides. RefSeq names its product sucrase-isomaltase, intestinal-like. Gene Ontology annotation, molecular function: alpha-1,4-glucosidase activity. The transcript is spliced from 7 exons. Bases 273 to 653 code for a protein of 126 amino acids. The record is from RefSeq and is a predicted model, not a curated record. Lineage: Eukaryota; Metazoa; Chordata; Aves; Psittaciformes; Psittacidae.